Messenger RNA from Musa acuminata AAA Group (dessert banana), 969 nucleotides. Its product is annotated as mitogen-activated protein kinase kinase 10. NCBI's taxonomy places the organism in Eukaryota, Viridiplantae, Streptophyta, Magnoliopsida, Zingiberales, Musaceae. Gene Ontology annotation, biological process: protein phosphorylation. Gene Ontology annotation, molecular function: ATP binding; protein serine/threonine kinase activity. The record is from RefSeq and is a predicted model, not a curated record. Gene Ontology annotation, cellular component: cytoplasm.
AUGCAGGAGGCGAGGAGGAAGAUUGGAAAGGGGACGGCAAGACCUGAAGAAGGAGACUCAGCAGUGAGAGACUACCGCUUCCAACUCCCGUCGCCGCCGCUGGACGGCAGCCCCGACUCAACUCUGGUGGUCUCCGACCUCGAGAAGCUCUCCGUGGUCGGCCACGGCGGUGGCGGCACGGUCUACAAGGUCCUGUCGCCACACCUCUUCGCCCUCAAGGUCCUCCGCCUCGAUAGGAACGCCGUCGACGCCUGGCAGCAGGCGGCUCGCGAGGUCGAUAUUUUGAUGCGAGUCGACUCUCCCUACGUCGUCCAGUGUCACGGCGUGGUUAGGGGCGGUGACGAUCGGAUUUGCUUGGUCAUGGAGUACAUGGCCAGCGGUUCGCUCCGGGACUUGCUGCUAGCUCGUCGGAGCUUGCCGGAGGAGGUCAUCGCAGUGGUGGCCAGGAGGGUGCUGGAGGGGCUGCGAUACCAGCACGGCCUGGGUAUCGUGCACCGGGACAUCAAGCCGGCGAACCUGUUGGUGAGCGAGCGGGGAGAGGUGCAGAUCGCGGACUUCGGGGCGAGCCGGAUGGCGCGGGCGCCGGAGGGAGACGAGCCGUGCAUGGGCACCUGCGCGUACAUGAGCCCCGAGCGGUUCGACUCCGAGGGGUUCGGCGGAGGAGGAGUUGGAGGGGAGUUCGCCGGCGACGUCUGGGCUCUCGGGGUGGCUCUGUUGGAGUGCUACGGGGGGCGGCUCCCGCUGGUGAAGGCCGGGAAGCGCCCCGAAUGGGCCUCGUUGAUGUGCAUGGUGUGCUUCGACAGCCAGCCGGAGGUGUCGGAGGCCGCGUCGCCAGAGUUCCGGAACUUUGCCCGCAGGUGCCUGGAGAAGGAACGGAGGAAGAGAGGAACGGUGGAGGAGAUGCUAAGCCACCCUUUUGUCGCCAACUGCAGCACAACCGAGUUUAGUCGAUGCAAGUCUUCGUGUUAG